Messenger RNA from Aspergillus pseudonomiae, 1062 nucleotides. RefSeq lists its product as uncharacterized. The transcript has 5 exons. The record is from RefSeq and is a predicted model, not a curated record. Bases 1 to 1062 code for a protein of 353 amino acids. NCBI's taxonomy places the organism in Eukaryota, Fungi, Ascomycota, Eurotiomycetes, Eurotiales, Aspergillaceae.
AUGAGUGACAAGUCGUGGACUGAGGAAUUCUUCUUCGAAUGGCCUCCGCCAGAGUGGAUCAAUGCAGUUUACGAUGAUAGGCAAGUUUUCAGACCGUUUUCUCCUCCACAGGGAAAGUGGGUUUUGGGAAGGUCAGUGGGUACCGGUCGGCGCCCUAGCCAGGAUCAGAUUCAAGUUCUAUGGCUUCUCGUUCAGCGCGACGGGAUGUAUAUGCGCAAAUAUGUGGCCAAAGUAUUCCCUGACUACACUGAAGAGAAUGCAUACUCGCAACUGCGACGAGUUCCUCCACGCAUACCUAAGAAGCUUCAGGAGGUAAAAGAUGAACUCGACCCAUAUACUAACGAAGCUCGAGCCAAGGCUUGCAUCACGACGAAACUCGAUAUCACUCAUGGUGAUGUACGAGAUGAUCAUUUCAGGCUUCCGGGGGACUUCCAUGAUACAGUCUUGUAUGACUUUUCCGUUUCGUACACAUUCUCUCCGGUUACACCUUACCUGAUCAAUUUUCGUCGACCACGUUCUUUGAAGGAUAUAUCUGAGAGCGAACAGGCAAUGGUCAGGGAAGAUAUAAUUGAACGGGCCGAAAAACUAGAUAUCCGUGAAUAUCUUGUCAAGUCCACCAAGAGUACCGAGUCAGCGAUCAUGGAUGCGCUCUUCCAACCUCUUGAAGAUGAAAUAUUGGAGUUGAUAAUCCUAAGAGUGAAAUUCCGUCCCGAUGUCUUCUCUAUGCCAUCAGUAAAUUCAGUCUUUCCUUUUCUUGAAGGUCUUUGCCCGACAGAUGAUUGCACAUGGCAUAUCCGUAGAGGUCGGCUGCUGGAAUCCUAUACGCCAAUUUGGGUAAUGUCCAUAACGGAUAGUUCAGGCCAAACCGUCAUGGACUUUACUUUUGACCGGGACUUCGCUCAAAGGCGAGAGGAGGCAAAGGUCAAAUACUUACUUUGCUUAAUACCUAAGAAAUGGGGAGUAGAAGAUGUCCGCAGUCCACUCGUGAGUAUCUGCUCGUCCUUGCCGCGUAAUGACCACGGCUGCAUCAAGACCUGGCUGGAUUUUAACAACUAUAUCUGA